Messenger RNA from Purpureocillium takamizusanense, 1902 nucleotides. RefSeq lists its product as uncharacterized. Bases 1 to 1902 code for a protein of 633 amino acids. The transcript has a single exon. The record is from RefSeq and is a predicted model, not a curated record. Lineage: Eukaryota; Fungi; Ascomycota; Sordariomycetes; Hypocreales; Ophiocordycipitaceae.
AUGAGAGGCUGGCUUUUCAAUGAUCCAAACCCUGUACCAGCAGCUCCUUCCGGCGUCACCACAGCUGAUGGCCAGGGCUCCGCUCAGAGCAACACCUCUUCGCACCAUCUAGGCGACCUGGCCCGUCCAGGCGAUGUCGAUGCCGCCCUUCUAUCGACACCCCCUUUGCAGGCGGCACACAAGAGCAAUAAUUCUGGAAAGCAAUCGCCUGUGCCAACCCAGCACAGCAAAACCAGCGCCAAGUUCACGACGCCAAAGCUUGAAACCCCCGUCGCUGUCGCCAGCCAUGACAAUGCUUUUGUCAUUCAUACCGACGAAACGAACAACAUGCUCGUCAAGUCGCUGGCUUACGAAUGGGCCGAACAGCAGCUCGAGAAGGAAGAAAAGGAACGUGCGGCAGCCCUACGAGAACUCUUUGCACAGAAACGUGCGGCUCUCAAAGCUCAAGAGACUCUUCAGCUGGGGAAGCCUCUGCCUCUGCAGACAACCACCCCAAUCAAGAAAGAGUGUGCACAGACACCGCCUCCUGUCACACUGGACUUCAUCCAGAGGACCAUUCCUGGAGACGGGCCCGUUCUCCAGAAGCAGAAGCGGAGCGCGGACAGCUGGAGUGUCAGCGACCUACAUGACAACAACCAGGGAUCGUCCACCAACGUCAACUGUCAAUCCGUCCAGUUUGGGGGACCCUUGCCCAGAAUUCCAACUUCCGCGUCGCGCAAAAGCCGCCAGGACACAUUCAAUAUGGCACUCAUGUCGGGCAAAGGCAAGGAAGGGGGCAUAUCCCACACGUGGCUUGACAGCCUCGAGCUGCCCGAACCAGCCACCCUACCCAGGGAUUCCAACAGCCACGCCUAUCGCCGCUGCGAUAUUGACACAAUCACUGGGAACAUGAUUGCUCCUGUGGAGUACCCUGAGACCCUGCAAUGCUACAUUGAAGGAGCUUGCCGGGAUGCUGGCGACAUUGGUUGGCGAAGAUGCAACAUGACAUCUGAGCUGCAGAUCAGACGUGAGCUGGCGAGUCGUCAGAAGCUCGGUCAGCAGGUCCAAGAGCUUGUUGCCCAGUCCCAGCCUGUCACGAGAGUAAAUUCCGAAGCAGUGUCAGAGGAAGAUCAGUGGCCCAAUGCGCAUUGCGUUGUGCGGCCGGCGUGUCCAGCGGAUUUCCAACAGAUUGCCGACAUUAUCAAUCUCGAGACCCAAUCAGGCUCCCUCCAUGUCAUCGACUCGAAGCAGGUGUCGGCGGCAGACAUCCACAAGGUCUUUACAUAUUGUCAGCACCACAAGCGGCCAUUCAUUGUUGCGGUCCCCGCUGAAGACGAGCUGUUGGACCCGACCAAAUGGCCAAAGAGCUCGGGUAAGGCAUAUCGAGAGUACCUCGAGUUCAAAAAGGGUUUGCCAAAGAGACUUCUGCCAGUCGUCGGCUUCGGGUUCAUCAGCGAAGCCUUUCGUGUCGGACUUCUGAACGCUCCGUGUCCUGGAAUGCGCUUCUCGGGCCAGGCACGAAUUGUGGUGCAUCCUGAGCAUCGACGUCAGCUAUACGGGUCAGCGCUGUUGGACAGGCUUCUGAGCUGCACUUGUUUUCGCCGCAGUUUCGUCGAUUACGAAUGGAAGUGUGCAGACAGCGCGCACGUUUAUGACAGCUCGCACACGUCCAACGUGCGCCAGUACACUCGACUGUACAUUGAAGUGCUCUGUGAGAGCAAGGAGGACGCCAGCCUCAAGUGGCGAGCCGCCAUGCUGAGCAAGUAUGGCUUCACGGAAGCAGCUCAUCUCCGCCGGUUUGUGCGGACCGAUCGCGGUCCAGAAAGCAAGUGGCUCGACGUUGUCCUAUACGAGUUCGAGGCUCAGCAGAACGUCAAGAUCUGCGAUCGUCGCCCCGGAGAGUACUUGAAGCCGGAGCCCUAG